Molecule: messenger RNA, 2142 nt
Organism: Penicillium brasilianum
Lineage: Eukaryota; Fungi; Ascomycota; Eurotiomycetes; Eurotiales; Aspergillaceae
Source: the annotation of a GenBank genome assembly
GUUCGAGGGCACUUGGGUUCAAAUUCGCAUCUUACCUUCGACUGACGACCUUGCCGCCUUAUUCUUUCCUUUUGAACCUGCCCAAUUUGCUUCUUCUGCGCGGUGGUGUUGCGAUUGCUCAUCCGAUAAAGUGACAGGCUCCUUAUCAGUAGCUUAUCACCAAUCGUGACUGGCCAUUUACUCAGUCCGGAUCAAGGCCUCGUCUUAUUAUCUUGUGGCCGUCUUCCGCAUUCUCUGCCCGUACAGCAGCGUCUACAACUUUCUGCCUUGAACCGCCACUAUCUGGAGGGGUAACCCGCACUUUGCGGCACGAUACGACACAAUGAAGGACGCAUCCAAUGGAAUGGGCCCAGCGCCAUUGAUGACCGCCUGGAAUGUUGAGUCGCAAAUACACUUGAUCGUUGGAACCAAUCCUUUGGCUGCCGCUCGAUGCGCCAAAAGUCUUGAAGCUGGCGCAAACCCCAUCAUUAUUGCGCCGGAGACGGCCGAGGUGCAUUUCACUCUGGCCGAUCAGAUUUCUAAUGGCUCGGCCCAAUGGGUGCGUCGCGAAUUUCAAGAUGAUGACUUGACUACCUUGGGACGAGAAGAGGUAGAUCGUGUGGUGGACACAGUCUUUGUCACCCUGGGUGGCAGUGACCCAUCGAGCGCGCAUAUCUCGAAGCUCUGCCGGCGCUUGCGAAUCCCCGUCAACGUAUCUGAUGCACCCGAGCUGUGUUCGUUCACGCUACUUUCUACCUACUCCGAUGGUCCUCUGCAUAUUGGAAUUACAACCUCCGGCCGUGGCUGCAAGCUUGCAUCUCGUCUACGAAGAGAGAUUGCUGCCUUCCUCCCAGCCGACCUCGGGUCAGCUAUCGACCGACUUGGUAGUGUGCGCCGAAGGCUCUGGGAAGAAGAUAAUGACGCCGGGCUCGGCGAAUCAAAUAUGGAUGGCGAUGACGAUGACGCUUCGGGCCAGAAACACACAUUCAACACUCUGAUCACGGAGAACGAUAUCUCUGCGGCCAAGACCAGGCGUAUGCGCUGGUUGUCACAAAUAUGCGAAUACUGGCCUCUUCGGAAGCUUGUUUCGAUCACCGACGAGGAGAUUGAUUCUAUACUCAAAGCAUACUCGUCUACCAAGGACACCGAGCCAGAGACUAAUGGAGUCAAUGGAGCCAAUGGAGUAUCAAAGAAGGGGAAGAUUGUGCUGGCUGGCUCUGGACCUGGACAUCCGGACAUGCUUACUCGCGCAACCUACAAGGCCAUCCAGUCUGCCGAUAUCAUUUUGGCUGAUAAGCUUGUUCCCGCGCCAGUACUAGAACUCAUUCCUCGCAGGACGGAAGUUCACAUUGCGCGCAAGUUUCCCGGCAAUGCCGACCAAGCACAAGAAGAGUUCCUGCAGAUGGGUCUUGCAUCCCUGCGAAAGGGACAGCAAGUUCUCCGUCUGAAACAAGGAGACCCAUACCUCUAUGGUCGUGGUGCCGAGGAAUUCGAGUUCUUCCGGGCUGAAGGUUAUACUCCAGUUGUGCUUCCUGGUAUUACCAGCGCUAUGAGUGCAUCUCUGUUCGCCGAUAUUCCGGCCACCCACCGCGGCGUGUCCGACCAGGUGCUGGUCUGCACUGGCACUGGCCGGAAGGGUGCUGCUCCAGAGCCUCCAGCAUACGUGCCCACUCAGACGGUUGUGUUUUUGAUGGCUCUUCACCGACUCUCUGCACUGAUUGGGUCUCUUACCACACACUCGGCUGAAGACUCAACCCGCUCACGCACCCUCUGGCCAAAGGAGACGCCAUGUGCUAUUGUCGAGCGUGCUUCGUGCCCAGAUCAGCGUGUUGUUCGGUCAACUCUGGAGCAUAUUUGUCGAGCAUUUGAAGAGGCGGGCUCUCGGCCACCGGGUUUGCUCGUCGUCGGCGCCAGCUGCCAUGUGCUGCACAGGCCCGCGGAGGACCAGAAGUGGGUGAUCGAGGAGGGGUUCCACGGCUUGGACGGAUUGCAGAGCGAGCUAGAUGUUGCAAUGUCCCUGGCUGAAGAGAAACAGGAAACAGAUACCCAAAUGAGCAUUUUGAAAGCUAGAACAUGAUGACAAUGAUUGUGAUAUUGAUAUACAGCCUAUUGGAAGCAUUAAGAUUUUCAAUUAGCUUUAGUGUAAAUUCAUGUUGCCCCAAG